GCGGAGCCGGGGCCGCGAUGGAGCUCAGCCCGGGCGGGCACCGGGGCCGGGGCCCGAGCGCCAGGCGCAGCGCCAGCCGGAGCCACAGGCACAGCCCGGAUCAGGCGGGGAACCGGCAGCGCGGGACCGGGCUGCUCGCAGCGGCGGCGACGGAGCCCCCCAGCGGCUGACGGGGGUCGGGACUCUGCCAGCCCCCGUCGCCGGGGUCGCGGGGAUCCCCCGCCACCUGCAAAACCCGGAGACCACCCUAUCCCGGGAACGCGGGAGGAGCCACUGAGGAAUCAGUGCAGAACGACUCCCCAGGCGGUCAGAGCGAACAGCUUCACCGCAUUCAGAAGACAGCAACCUGCCUACGGUACCGCCAGGGCUCCCCGUCUUCCAUCCGGUUCCCCAAGACCUAGAACGGGGUGACCCCCCUCAUCCAGGAUUGCGGGGACCCUCCCCUCCGCAAGGUCCCGGUGGCAACAACUCCACACCUCAAGACGCAGCUUAGAACCUCCCUAGGUAAGGGGGUCCUAGAUCUCCCCUCCUCUGGUACACAGAGACCCCCCAAUCUAGGGCCCGAGAACAGCAGAAGCGACCUCUCACCAGAAAGAGGCCUCGGAACCCCCCUGCAAGACCCGGGACCGGGGCUCCGGAACCCCCGGCGGCGCCUUCCGCACCCCAGCCCAUGGUGGUGGCGCCCUGAGCCCCUGGGGCCGGGCGGACGAGGACCGAGACGGCGCCCAGACCCCCCGCCGCCACGUCCCCGCGGCCCCAGCCCAGGGAGAAGAUGAGCGUGGGCUGCCCAGAGCCAGAGCCGCCCCGCUCCCUGCCCUGCUGCGGGCCCGGGCCCGGGCCAGCCCCUGGGAUGGGUGCAGGCGUGCCCCUCCUCACCGAGGACAUGCAGGCGCUCACCUUGCGCACGGUGGCCGCCAGUGACGUCACCAAGCACUACGAGCUGGUCCGGGAGCUGGGCAAGGGCACCUAUGGGAAGGUCGACCUGGUGGCCUAUAAGGGCACAGGCACAAAAAUGGCACUGAAGUUCGUGAACAAGAGCAAGACCAAGCUGAAGAACUUCCUGCGGGAGGUAAGCAUCACCAACAGCCUCUCGUCCAGCCCCUUCAUCAUCAAGGUUUUUGACGUGGUCUUUGAGACAGAAGACUGCUACGUCUUUGCCCAGGAGUAUGCGCCUGCAGGGGACCUGUUUGACAUCAUCCCUCCUCAGGUGGGGCUCCCCGAAGACACGGUGAAGCGCUGCGUGCAGCAGCUGGGGCUGGCGCUGGACUUCAUGCACGGGCGGCAGCUGGUGCACCGCGACAUCAAGCCCGAGAACGUGCUGCUGUUCGACCGCGAGUGCCGGCGCGUGAAGCUGGCGGACUUCGGCAUGACGCGCCGCGUGGGCUGCCGCGUGAAGCGCGUGAGCGGCACCAUCCCCUACACGGCGCCCGAGGUGUGCCAGGCCGGCCGCGCCGACGGGCUGGCGGUGGACACGGGCGUGGACGUGUGGGCCUUCGGCGUGCUCAUCUUCUGCGUGCUCACCGGCAACUUCCCGUGGGAGGCGGCCUCGGGCGCCGACGCCUUCUUCGAGGAGUUCGUGCGCUGGCAGCGCGGCCGCCUGGCGGGGCUGCCAUCGCAGUGGCGCCGCUUCACCGAGCCCGCGCUGCGCAUGUUCCAGCGUCUGCUGGCGCUGGAGCCCGAGCGGCGGGGCCCCGCCAAGGAGGUCUUCCGCUUCCUCAAGCACGAGCUCACGUCGGAGCUGCGCCGGCGGCCCUCGCAGCGCGCCCGCAAGGUCCCCGCCGCCGGGGAGCGCUCGCCGCCCGGGCCGCUGCGCCUCGACGCGCCUGCGCCGCUCAAGCGCACGGUGCUGACCGAGGCCGGGCCGCGACCCGCCGCCCCUUCCGAGCCGCUGCCGCUGCCGCUGCCCGAGCCCGGCCUGGCGCCCCCCGCGCCCCCCGGCAGGACGGACGGCCGCGCCGACAAGGGCAAAGGCCAGGUGGUGCUGGCCACGGCCAUCGAGAUCUGCGUCUGAGCCGCUGCCCCCGGGCGCCUGCAGGCAGCCGAGCCCCCCGCCCCCCGCCACGUGGGGGGAGCCGGGCAGAACCCCCACCCCGGGGCGGCAGAGGGAGGGAGCCUCUGAGCCCGGGUGCGGAGCCCCGCGAAGCCCCGCAGACCGGAGGGUUCAGAGCCCCCCCCACCCCACUCCCCACCCUACACGCCAGAAGGGAGCUUGCAGGUGCACUGUGCUCCCCGACACCCCCGGGACCCCACAGCUACUCCAGACCCUUUGCACCCCUUGGCCGUCCACCCCACCCCCAGAUCCUGUCCCCCCCGGGCACAGAAAUGGACUAAAGCGUGUGUUGGGGGUGGGGUGGCGUGCAUAAAAGGGGUGCAAGGCCUGGGCACCGGCUGGGAGGCAGGCCGAGGGGUGCGGCUUUCCUGGGAGACCCGAGAGGAGACACCCAGCCACCCCCGCAAAAAUGGAGCGCCUGUCUGGAUGCUGUAGGCGCACCCAUGCGCAGGCCCCCAGAAUCAGUGACCCCCCCCCCCACGCGCCUCCAUAGAGGAGGGUCCCUCCCCUUCGCUGGGUGGCCGAAAGGGGCCCUCCUCCUCCCGUCAGCGAGUGCAGAGCCCAGACCCCUCCUGCCCCUGGGAACCUCUCUCUCCGGCUAACCCAGGCCCAGCACACAAAUAAUAUUUAUUUGUUCAUGAACGUGAGAGGGAGAGCAAAGCAGAGUCUCCCUCAGGGGCUCGAACUCAGGACUCCAUGCUCUUGAGUCCAGUGCCCCAGCGGCUGCACACCACCUGCAGGGCCGCCAUCAUCAAUCUUUUCAAAAGAGAUGGAUUUUUCUUCAGCACCUUCUGGCAGGCUGCGAGGUGGUUAAUGCCAGAACCUUCUCCCGGGUUUCUGCUGGAGGGGAGGGGGGAGCAGGGAGAGUGUCAAGUUGCGGGCUGAUUCCCCACCCCCUACCCCUCGGGUCUCCCCAGUUUCUGGUGCUGGGGCAGGGUGCUGUGGGUGAGGGGACCCAGGGGCGGUGAGUGUGUGAUGGCUGACUGGAUCCAGAUGCCUCAGUAGCUGCCCCCCAGAUUCUCUCUAAGCAGCAGCGACGGUGCCCCCCCCCCCUUGGGUCUGUGUUUCUCACAGCCCUCAGGGAAUCCGGCGAAGAGGUACCUGCAGCUUGGUGCGGGCCCUGGGCAGUGGGGCAAGGAGAGAAAGCCCGCCUCACCCAGCCCUCCUGGGCACCCCCUUCCUGAGGCCUGGGACCCCGCAAUAACCUCAACAUGGGUGAGGCUGCCCCCUCCACCUGGUGGGGCCCCUAUCCAUGGUCCUGGGCCACACCUGCCCACCUGACCCUCCUAGGGUUCCAGCACACUGCGGGGGGCGCUCCAUGAUGGGCCAGGUGGAGCCCUGACCCCCUCCUUACCUGGAGCCCCCACCUCCCCUACUCACCCCUCUUUCCCACCGCGCAAAAGGGCUAUAGGUCCCCUCUGCCCUGCCCGGGUCCAGUUUACAAACAGUGUGCGGUUGCCCCCCCUUCAGGGGUCUGGCGCCCUCAAGACGCCCCCCAACCCUGAGGGCAUUGGGGCCCUUUACACGCCAGGUAAGUAGCAAACUCCUCCUUCCACCAAGGGCUGAGAAGGCCCCCCCACCCGGAGCCUCCCAGCUGCCGCCACUCCUGCCUUAGGCCUCUUGAUACCCUGUCUCCUGCAAUAACAAGGAAACGAGAUUCCAGUAGACACGUCCCUCGCUGUGCUCUCUUUCUCUCUCUCUCUCUCUCUGUUAAGGCCCUGUUUGGGGAGCCUUCUCCCCUGCUGUUGUCGUAGUAGUUAGGACGUUAGAGUUGGCAAGUGGCCCAGCCCCUCUGUACCGAGAUAGAUGCAGAGGGGACAGCGACUGGGGGCACUGACUGCUUCUGGCUGCCUCUGUUUUUUGGCUUGGGAUCCUUUGCCCUUUAGGUGAGGUGUUGGUCGCAGAUGUUUACCUCAUUUUAUGUCACUGUCAAAGAAACAACAGAUUAAUAGCAAAAAAAAAAAAUUAAUAAUGCUGUAGACAAGACGACUUAGAAUACAAAGAAAAAAAAGACCCCCCCCACAAAAAAUGCCCCCUUGCAAUUCUGUGAAGCUGUAUGUGUGUGGUGAGUGUGUGUGUCCCCCACCUGGGCAGGCCAGACCACCCCCAACUUUUGUCCCUGUCCUCCCCCUGUCCUCGGUGCUUCCCAGAUACCCCUGUGAGCUGGCCUGUGGGGCAUGGGGAGCCCCCCACCCAGGUGGGAGACAAGGCCAAGGUGAUCGAGCUUGGGUCUCUUCCCACCCAUUAAGCAGAACCACAAGGUCACUGCGUUCCCUCUGUGGCCAGUGGGACAGGCGGGGGUGGGGGUCCCCAGCCCCAUUUGUGUCUUGCCCCUCCUCCCCCCAAUGUUUGUAAAUACUUUGGCACCCUUUGGCCCUGAAAAGGUUUUUAAAUGUGUUAUUUACUUCUCAAAUCCUGACAAUUGCUAUAAAAUAAACAAAAGUUGAGAAAAAA
Erinaceus europaeus (western European hedgehog) is the source of this 4504-nucleotide messenger RNA. RefSeq names its product SH3 domain binding kinase 1 (gene SBK1). Gene Ontology annotation, biological process: peptidyl-threonine phosphorylation; peptidyl-serine phosphorylation. Lineage: Eukaryota; Metazoa; Chordata; Mammalia; Eulipotyphla; Erinaceidae. The transcript is spliced from 4 exons. The coding region runs from base 773 to 2011 and encodes 412 amino acids. Gene Ontology annotation, molecular function: ATP binding; protein serine/threonine kinase activity. The record is from RefSeq and is a predicted model, not a curated record.